AUGCAUGGUAGAGGUCGAAAAACUCAGAGAAACUGUGAUAAAUUUGUUUGGUAUGGAUCUCAUCCUCGUUCUUCUCGUACACCCCAGAGGAAUAUAAUAUUCCAUCCCCCAGGUAACAAAGGUCCUGCGAGAUUUAUUACUUCUGCAUUGGAGAGUUGGCAAUUGUUUCUAACAAAUGAAGUUUUGGAGAGUUUAGUGUCUAACACUAAUCAAGAGAUUUCUGAGCAGCGUAAGAAAUAUAAAUCAGAUAGGCCAACCGAACCAGAGGAGAAUGAUUUUGUUCCGUCCAGCACGCGACCUUCAUUUGUUCGUGAUACCUCAAUAACAGAGUUGAAAGCCCUGUUUGGUCUAUAUUAUUUAGCUGGUGUGCUGAAAAUUAACCAUUUAACCGUCAAAGAAAUAUUUGAUAAGAAUACAGGUAUCAGUUAUUUUAGGUCAACAAUGAGUGAGAAGAGAUUUGAAUUUUUAACUAAUUGCCUUCGGUUUGAUGAUCGAUUGACAAGAGCUGAGAGAAGACAGCAAAGUAAAUUGGCUCCGAUAAAAGAAUUAUUUGACCAUAUAGUUGAGACUUCAAAGAAGCUGUAUUCCCCUUGUGACUGCACUACAAUCGACGAGCAAUUGCUCGGCUUCAGAGGUAGAUGCCCAUUUCGCAUGUAUAUCCCGUCUAAACCAGACAAAUAUGGGAUAAAGCUGUUGAUGUUUUGUGAUGCUAAAACAUAUUACAUGAUAAAUAGCAUUAUAUAUACCGGCAAAGAUUCAACUCCUAGAGGGAUACCCGUUGCAGAGUAUUAUGCGCUUGAGCUGUCGACUAGUAUUCAUGGCACCAACAGAAACAUAACAUAUGAUAACUGGUUCACCUCCAUACCUACAGCUCAAAAAUUGCUAUCCAAAAAAGUAACUACAGUUGGGACAUUAAAAAAAAAUAAAACCGAAAUACCUAUUAAUUUCAUUGAAACUAAAGACCGCCCCUUGAAUACUUCAGUAUUUGCAUUUCAUGAAGAACUUACCUUGCUUUCAUAUAUUCCACCAAAGCUUAGCAAAUCAAAAAAGAAAAACGUUCUCAUGUUAUCCACCAUGCAUAACGAACCUGAUAAAGAUAAGUCUGUGAAUUUGCCAGAAAUAAUAAGUUUUUAUAACGAAACAAAGGGCGGAGUUGAUACUUUUGAUCAACUUUGUCAUACCUACAGUGUAUCGCGUAAAACUCGCCGCUGGAGCCUUUGUGUGUUCUAUGGAAUUCUAAAUAUUGUGGGGAUUAAUUCUAUGAUAUUACUGCGUUCAUCCAAUGCUGCUAAUAAACAAAUUUUUAAAGAUAGACGCACUUACCUGAAGAAUCUGGCUUUUGAUCUCAUAAAACCUCACCUAGAAGAGAGAUUUAUGUACCGAACUUUGCCGAAGUCCCUACAGAUUAGUAUCGGAGAUAUUCUGGGCAAACAACGACCAAUAGUUACGGAAACCUCUUCAGCUCCGAAAUCUGGAAGGUGUUACUUCUGCCCAAGGUCAAAAGAUCGUAAAUCUCGCGUACAAUGCACCAAGUGCAAACUUUUUAUUUGUAAUGACCACCAAAGCAAAAUAUGCCAAAAUUGUCUGUAA
Molecule: messenger RNA, 1590 nt
Organism: Amyelois transitella
Lineage: Eukaryota; Metazoa; Arthropoda; Insecta; Lepidoptera; Pyralidae
Product: piggyBac transposable element-derived protein 4
Exons: 1
Coding region: 1-1590 (529 amino acids)
Source: RefSeq, a predicted model, not a curated record